This is a messenger RNA of Limulus polyphemus (Atlantic horseshoe crab), 12337 nucleotides long. Its product is annotated as active breakpoint cluster region-related protein-like. The transcript is spliced from 21 exons. Gene Ontology annotation, biological process: signal transduction; positive regulation of GTPase activity. The record is from RefSeq and is a predicted model, not a curated record. Bases 320 to 4366 code for a protein of 1348 amino acids. NCBI's taxonomy places the organism in Eukaryota, Metazoa, Arthropoda, Merostomata, Xiphosura, Limulidae. Gene Ontology annotation, molecular function: guanyl-nucleotide exchange factor activity; GTPase activator activity. Gene Ontology annotation, cellular component: membrane.
GGUAGAUGUAUCGUUGUGUGUGGUUACCGAGAGAUGUUAUUAUGUGGAAAGUGUGCUUGUAAAAAUCUUGUGAAAGUGAUAUUAUUAUAUACUAAGAAAUGUAGAAAUGCUUUACAUACAAUCCAUAUCUAAUUUUUUGUUAUGGGCUAAAUUUCACUUUUUAUUAGACAACUUGUGGUAUGUAAUCUCCAAUCCGAGACGUAAGGCUGAUCAUCGUAAGAGUACUAGUACUAGUCUUACUAGUAGUAAGACUAAGUCUAAAGCUCUUUGAUUAAAGUUUAACUUAAGUUAGAAUAAGAAUCAAGCAAGUUUCUCAGUCAUGAGUGUUUUCAGUGCUUUUCAGAAAGCUUGGGGGCAACGGUUUCCCGAUUGUGAAUUGCCUCAAGCUUGGGAAGAAGAUGUCCGUGCAAAUUUAAUCAAACACAGGGAAAGAGUUUCUCUUCUGAAAGAGGAAGUAGAAAAGGAAGAAUUUUACGUGGAGUACUUGGAAAAGCUUCUGGCAGACGCUGAAAAAGUAAAGCAUUCAGCAAGAGAUGAUCAUAGUGCUGUUUUUUCAGCUAGUAAGUUUGAUGAUGCGUCAAAUUCGACUGAAAAUGAGGUUGUCAACACUCAGGAUGAUAGCGAUAUAGAUAUCCUUUCACUUUCAGCUGUUCAGAAUAAUGAAAAUGUUGUGCAAAAAAAUUCUCAAACUGUACCUGAUAGUAAAAGCACACCAAAUGUCACUGAAACUGAAGUUAACCUGUUUUCUCAGUCUGAUCAAAACGUAUUAAAUUCUAUAUCACAUGUUACUGAACUCACUGUUGGCAAUGGCAAAAAACAGACCUCCAAAACAGAACCUGUCACUGCAGGGUUAAAAUCACAAAAGAGUUCCUAUGUAACGGUAAUAGAAGUUGGCUGUGAUUCAAAUGAACAGAAGACUUCACUAACAACCAAACAGCCAAGUGAAAAGACACCAACAAGCUCACCAAAGGCUAUUGGAAAAUUAAUCAGUCUUCCAACCUCCAAUCUGUCAUCUGAUGGUUCAAACAAUACUACUUCUCAGAAAAAAAAAAAGCCACCUACACCACCUCCAAAAAAGCCAAGACAGCCAGUUUCUGCCAUAACACCUGUUUUUCAUCCUUCAAGAGAAAAACCCAAGGCAUCCUUUACCAAUAUUGCCAAUGAAAUAGAAACUAAACUCUGCUUAACAGCAGUUAACAAUGAAAAUAAUGAGAAUUUUCUUGAAAAAGACUUAAGUUGUAAGCAUUCAAAAAUUGGAAGAAGUUUCAGUGCUUCUUCAGGAAAUGAAGCUUUUAAUGACUAUGCCCAUACUUCACCAAUUUGCACAUUUUCCACUUUCAGACCUAGUAUUUCUAGCAUUAAUGAAAAGGAAGAUUUUAAAGAUGAAUCUGGUUUAUUGUCCAAAAGUCAUUCUUCUGGAACUAACAGUUCAUGUAGCAGUAAUUCUUCCCCUUCUUUCACACAGCAGACUCUGUCUGUUACAAACUUUAAGAAACCCAUUGUUUCAGAUGAAGAAUUCUCAGAUAACAUUUGUGUAAAGGACAAGAUAGAUGAAAAUGAAGAAAAUAGCUACAGUGAAGAAGCUCUUUAUGACACAGUGGCUAUUGAUGAGGAUUUGGAGCCACCAAACCUUGUUGCUCAACAAGAUAGCAGCUCAUCUCAAUUAGAUACAUUAGUACCUUUUGAAGAAGAUGAUGAUGAGGGAGAUUAUGUCGUGUUUUCUGAAAGAGCAAUACUUGGAUAUCAAGAUCGUCAGGCAGCAUAUAAUCAAUCUCCACAAGCAUCUGUGACAGAGACUAACAUAGAGAGCCCAGUUCUUCAGGAACAAGAUGGCUGUAAUAGUCCCAGUUUCUCAACAUAUGUUAAUAUUGAUUAUUUUCUGAAAAAUAAUUUAGAGGGUAAACCUAGUGUUUCACAAGAAGAAGUUCUUAUUGUUGAUUCCGAUGAUGAUGGCUUCCACAUGCAUUCUUUGUCUAGUGACCAGGAAUUAGAUAACGAUCCUUCUUGUAGUGGAGCUGAAGAAAAGCUGGUCCAAACUGUAACACCCACAACUACAACGGAUGAUGUCUUUGAAUUGGACUCAGGAGUGUACAGUAGUUCUGUUGAAUCAGCAUCUUUCCUGCAGCCAUCAGAAGCUUCAGGAAACCAGCCUUCCAAGAAGACACAAGAUACUGAACAUGACACAAAUUUCAUCAAAGCAGAAACAGAGAGGUUAACCAUGCAGAAGUGUAUUAUAAGCAACACAUUGGAAAGCGAGAGCACUUAUGUUGACUGCUUAACAACUCUUCUUCAGUACAUGAAAGCCUUGAAGUCCAAUAUUACAACCUCACAACCUCUUCUGUCAUCUGAAGAUAUCAAUAUAAUUUUUUACAAAAUUGCUGAUCUCCAUGUGAUCCACUCCAAGUUUCUGGAGAGUUUGAUGAGUUAUGUAAAUAACUCGGAUAGUGAAACAAGUGUUUGUGAGUCUUUCAAAUCCUUGGCCAGUAAGCUGGAUGUGUAUGCAGCAUACCUCCGAAACUACUCCAAAGCUGUGGAGACAGUCCGUAAGUGUAGUCUCGAGAACUCAAAAUUUUCAGAACUUACCAGGGAUCUCUUACGCUAUGCACCUGAAUCCCACCCUGACUACAAGACACUAAAAACUGCCUUGAAAAUGACACAGCGUUUUCUGAAUGAGUUAAACCUCUCCACUCGAGAAAGCAUGUUUCCAGCUCAAGACAGAGCUCAGAGACACUUGGUGAAAAACAGUUUUAUUAUAGAACUUUCAGAAGGACACAGAAAACUGAGACAUUUAUUUCUUUUUAAUGAUGUUAUUGUGUGUGCCAAAUAUAAACCAUCUACGAGACAAAAAUUUACCUUUGAAGUUAAGUGGUACAUUCCUCUGGCAGAAGUGUUGUUGUCAGACCCAGAUGAUACUGAAGAUGUGAGAGAGAGUUCUCCUACUGAUGUCCUAACCCUAAAAUCCCGAGCUUCCACAGUUCGAGACCAGAUUCUAAAGGAAGAGAGAAACACACAAGCAAAAGAGAAACCAAAAGGUGCUUGUAGAAGUCUGGACAAACAGAGAAAGAAACUCUCGGAACUGGAAGCUCAACUAGUUCUGGCUUCUCCGAACUUGUUGUUUCGUGUAGGACAUAGGAAUAACAAGAUCUAUACCUUCUUUCUUUCAUCAGAGUUUGACAGGUCUCAGUGGAUAGAAGCUAUUAGUGUACUGCAAGCUUCAGUUUCAACAGUGACACCUUCAUUGAGUAUAUACGAACUUCAGACAUGGAUAACAUCUUGUAGGAAGUACUUAGAGACCAACCUGGGAUCAUUCCUGUUGAGGUCUGACAAAGAUGAAGACCUUCUUGUUGGAGAUCUACAUAUUGUAACACAGCGACUUCACGGUCUAAGUCAUCCAAUAGAUGUGUUCAUCUGUAUAGAGGUGGACUCAUAUGGACAUUUCUUCAAGAAAGCCAAAACAAAAACAUUGAAAAAUAGCAUAGAACCAUAUUUUAAUCAGGAUUUUGUUAUUGAGUUGGAGGGGUCACAGACUCUGAGAAUUUUGUGUUAUGAAGACCAUCCUAGUCAGGGAAAUAUCCUUCGGGGUAAGGCGGCUCUUGAACUAAGUCGAUCAUGGCUCACAGACAAACUUCAAGAAAAGUCGGUCAGUCUGCAAGAGUAUAUGCUCACGUUAAGUAUCAAGUUUGUUCCACCUGAAAUGAUCCUGAGGCGGAUACCAUCGUCAAAAACUGUUGGAAUGUUUGGUGUUAAGAUACAGCAAGUGUGCAAAAAAGAGAAGAACACCAUACCCUUUAUCAUUACUAGCUGUAUACGUGAAGUUGAGAAACGGGGUAUGAACGAAGUAGGAAUUUACAGAGUUUCUGGGUCAGCAUCUGAUGUUCAGCGGCUCAAAAAGACAUUUGAAACAAAUCUCUAUGAGGCAGAACAAUUACUCAAGGAAGUUGAUAUUCACACAGUGACUGGUCUUUUGAAGUUAUAUUUGAGAGAGUUGCCUGAUUCACUAUUCACUGACAGCCUGUACAAUAUGUUUUUUGAAGCUUUUAGUCUGCAAGAUCAGGAUGCAAGAAUGAAAGGACUUUUGUCAUUGUUCCAUUCUCUUCCAUCAAUCAACCAGGGAGUCAUCAGAAAACUUCUUGAUCAUAUGGUUAAGAUUAACCAGCAUGAAAACCACAAUAAAAUGUCACUACAUAACUUAGCUACAGUAUUUGGCCCAAAUAUCUUGAGACCAGGUGCCUACUCUACCAAUUCAAAAUCUGCAGACAUUCUUGCAGCAAGCACUGUGGAUGUUAUGGCUCAGGCAGGAAUUCUGUAUUUUUUCUUGAAAAGACAAGAAGCUGGGCUUCCUUUAACUGUUGAAUCCCCUAAAUGAGGCUUUAUUUUUCUAUUGUAUCUUUAGGUAUAUAAAUGAAUAUGUGGGUUUUAUUCAGUGGGUGUGUCUGGGUAACAACAAAAAACUUUGAUAAUUACAUCUUCAAACAACUAAAGUUAAUUUAUUUGUUUUUCUUGAUAUAGUUAGGAAUUUCUGGAAGUGUGAUACGUUUUUUGACAAAGAACUUACUUUAACUUUUUGGCUCUAAAGAUCAUCAAGGCAUUUGAAAGUUUAAUCAUAAUUACUUAAUACAAGUAGAAACGUAAACUUAUAAAAAUUAUUUUUUUCAAAUUUGCUAAUUACUAAUAAAUGUCUAGUUAUAGAUUUUUAAGCUGUCAUUCAUGCAAUUAUCCUUAAUAUAAAAACAUUUGAUAGAGAAUAUUCUCUUACAACAAGAAUUCAUAGGAUAUUUUUCAUGGUCACUUUUUUGUAAAUUGUGUUUCAGAUGUUUGUAAAAAAGCUUAGCAUAUACUUUUGUGUGUGAGGUUUUCUAAAAAGAAUUUAUUUUAUUGUAUUAUUCAGCAAAGUAAUCAAUAAUAAAGCAACAAUUUCAAAUUUAAUGAAUAAAUAACACUCAGAAUUAAUUAUUCUCAUUAUAUAUUGUGCUCACUUGUUCAGCAAAUCUCUUUGUAUCUUUUUUUUGUUCAUUUUGUUAUUGGUUGACCAAGUAACUUUGGCAUGUUUUUCCUCCUCUCCUCUUUCUCUGAAUGACAUGGUAAGAGAUACUUCUGUACAAGUCAGUGAACAAGAAUAUUUAGUUUUAUAUAUAUAUAUAUAUGUAUGUGUGUGUGUGUGUAUUUUUUAAAUUAUGUAUGUAUAUAUGUAUGUGUGUAUAUAUAAUUCAAAAUAUUUUCAGGAUUCUGCAGUUUUCAUUACAUAACUUUGAUACUAAAUUCCCCUUGCUAAUUCUUUUGAGUAAAGGGAGAUGUUAAAGUAAAUGACUAAAUACUGCUUUUCUGCAUAUGAUGAAUUUUAAUAAGUACCUUGUUCUUGAGUAACAAUAUCGUAGCCAAAAGUACUUUUCAACAAGAAUUUACUUAGAAAACCUUUUGAAUUUUUUAUUCAGCAUUUCCUAUUUGGUCAUAAUUGUACAAAUUCUGAAAAGUGUCUGAGCUUUGAUAAAUUUAUACAACGAAUUGUUUUUGCUAUCAAAAAUGUACUAUUUUAUAAUGUACAAGGUGUAGAACAAGUAAUUUUUUUAAAUAUCAAAUUUAUUAAGAUAUUUUCUACAAAACAUAGUUUACAAGCUUUUCCUGAUGCAUUUGGUAUAAUUAGCUGACAAACAAAUUCGAAGUACGCACAUUUGGACUUUUGAAGAUUUCUGUGUUAAUGGCAAUAUCUUCCUGUCUUAAUACAUACCGAGUUCAAAAUACAUUUGCACUGAUUCAGCAGUUUUGUUCCUAUCUGUAAUGAAAUUAGUUUUCAAACAAACCAUGUGUUAUUCUAAUUUAUAAUUUUAGUGGUUUUCCAAUAUACACUUUUUAAAAAUUACAAAAGAAAAUUAUAAUUGAAUUUUUUUUCUAAAAUUAGAUUUUAGGCAAACUUUUGUAUUGAGAAUAUUGUUUUAUCCAGUGGUAACGUGUUUUAAAUAACGUUUAUAUAUUCAUUAUAUUUUUUACUGUUUUUUUUUUCAACCCAUGAUGAAAUUAGUUCUAUCCUAACAUUGUAAUAUCGAGAUGCAAAUUUGACCUUAGACUUUGGUAAAUAAAAAGUGUUUUACUUCCACCAAUUGAAAAUAACUUCCUUUAAACUAUAAAAUCAGUAUUUUUAAAGCAGUAUUUAAUAUAUAAUUCCAGUGGGUUUUUCUGUUUACCCAUUUUUCUAUAAAUAUUAUUGCUUUUCCAUGAACAUUUCUUAAUUAACAGAAAUGAUGGAGGAUAUGAUUAUAGUACUUAGAAACGAUAAAAUUUUUUUAUAAUUUCAAUGUAUAGCUGUUCCCUAUUGUUAUUUGUUUCAGAUUAUGUAGAGAUUGUAUACAAGCUACAAUUAAUUUAAGCAAUUCAUUAUUUUUAUGUUAGUUGAUAUUGUUAAGUUUGUUGUGUUAUUAAUGUAAUAAAAUUGACAAUUCGGAGAUAAACAAUCUUGUAUCUACAAAUUGUAUAUGACUAUGCAAGAUUGUCUCACUUUGAUUAAAUUUAAUUUUGGGCAUAAAAAAAAAUGAAUUUUAAGUUAGCUUUUUUUUAUAUUUGUUUUCCACUUCUUUUAUGAGAUAACUUUAAUUUAUGCAGAGGUGACUUGAUAAUGUGCAAAGGCUUGUUCAUGCAUAUUUAAUUUUGUAAUGUAUUGUAGUGCAGACUGAAAAUUUUUUUGUAAACCUCAGCUGAAAGUUAAAAACCUUAAAAUGGUCUCCAAUUUUUUAUUGUUAUUGCUUAGUAAGGGGCCAUCUAUUUAGUAUGUACCCAAAAUUUUAGUGAUUUCUAACCCCCUAUAUACAAGUGUACCCCCUCCCCUGUGUGUGCAUACGUAGUUUACAUGUAACAACCACCUUAUAACAUGUAACCUGAAUAUUAUUAAUAGGUCACUGAAAGAUAUUUUGACCAUUAUAAAGGAGCAUAAGUUAAUCAGUGCAGAAGCAGUUGAAUGGUUAAUGAAUUUAACAAGAUCAUGAGCCCAAAUGCAUAUAGUUUUUCUGUAUGUGUAGGUGCACUGUGUACGAACAGAUCAAAUACAAAGUUUUUAUUUCAUUUUUAAAUUGUCUUUUUCAAACAACAGAGAAAUUGAUAAUAGCAAACCAAAAGUGAAUUAAUAUGCAAAAUAGCAUAUAAAAACAAUAUUGAUAAUAUGUGAAGUCAAAAAAAAAUCAAAUGAAUCUAGUUCUACCUAUUAUUGUAUUCCCAAGUACACAUCAUUGCCUUAAAUAUAAUGCAAAACAUGGGCAUUUGUGUUUCUGUUGUGACCGCUUGGUCUUGUGGAAAGGAUUCAUGACUUGGGUCGAAGUCUUUCUCACAGUCCUCCAAGGCCUUGUCUGGCUCUGUACUUAGUUCAUGACUAUGUCUUCUCAUGAAAGCAAUCAAUGGAAAAUAUAUCCCACACAUUUUGCAUCUUCUUCGAGACAACUCACUGUGAAUCUUUGGACAAUAACAUGUCAUAGCGGACCUCUCCAUAGAAACCUGCAUUCUUUGCUGCAUUUGACAUCACAUACCAUAAGGUGAGUCUUUGACCUACAGUUGCAAAUUCAGUCUGAUGAGGUUCCAGAACAUCUUCAGGUUCAGGUAUCUUUAUACCUUUAGCAUUCCAGGUAAAAGGAAAUUGAGCCGGUAGGAACCUUGCAUGCAUGACAUUCAUCCAGUUUGUAUGCUACUCUCUACAACAAGCUUGGUUACUGCAUUUAUCUAUUUAAAGCAAGUAUUGUGAUUGGCUUACGUGCUUUACUACCCGAUCUUACUUACUUCAAGCUGCAAAUCCUCAGCAUUAACAUACUCUGCCUUAACUUGAUGACCAUCAGUCACAACCCUCAGCGAGUCUUUCACCAGCCUUCUUGAAGUUGGCUCUUUCAAGUUCUGGAUCAAUGGUCUUGUCUGAACCAUCCAGAUGCAAUUAAAAACUGUCAUGCGGAAGGAUUAAACCUGACAGAUCAUGACUAAGUGGUGCCAUUCUUAUUUCUACUUGGUUAUAGGCAAAAUGGCCGGGCACAUGAGUGAAUGUAAAAUAUGCAUCAAAGUUAUGGUUUUUGAAGUGCUCUACUCCAACUGCAAGAGUUUUGGGUAAUCUAGGAUUUUCAUCUGGUCCACCAUUGAUACUGAGAACAAGAAUUGGCUUGAAAACACAUGUAGCAAAAUCCUUCAGGAAGGGUAUGAACGAUUCCUGGCCCAGAAGAUUGGCGAAGUCUCGCACGUGGGCGUACAGUUACUUGUGUCAUGCUUCCCACUACGAAUAGCAAUGAAGGUAGGUCUGCUAUAAGUGAGCACACAAAAAUAUGUUUGAGGAUUUAUGUUGCAUGCAGCAUAACCUUAUGGUAUAAAUAUAUGCCUCUGUGCAAUCUUAAAAUCGUAGUCUGGAAGGCACACUUUGUAUUCCAUAUGCAUCAAGAUUGGAGCUUGGGCAGUUGCCACAGUAAGACUCGGAGAUACACAUGCCUUGUCCUCAAUGCUUAGAAAUCCAGUGGCAUCUGGACCAAACCAUGAGCAUAUUUCAUAAUAUAGCUGUGUGAGGCUAGUGCAAAGUUGGCAUCUGAAUGUGUGUUUUUCUCAUAAUGUUUUGGGCCCUCAUGAGUUUCACUGGAACUAUGUUUACGUGACAUUUUCCCUCAUUUGUAUCACUUUGGUAAGGUGGAGUCUUAAAUAUGAUGCACUAUGGCUAAGCACAAAACCUAUUUGUUGAAGGGUUUCAGAUAAGUCGUCAAGAUUCCUACAUGAUUUGAGUUUAUUGCUCUGACACCGAUCAUCUGUCACUGCUCCUAGAUGCAAUUUUAUGGAUAGCAUUCGACAACUGAGGCUGAUCCACAUCAAUCGAGGGUCUUCCCUUUUGUUCUGUGUUGAAUUUCGUCAGCUCGGGUUAGAUUCGGCCAGCUUUACAAUUUUCGUUUUUAAUUCUAAUCAAUGCUGAUGUUCAGCUUCUGCUCCUUUUCUUUAAGGUCAGCUCGGAGCUUUUCAAAUUUUUGAUUGUCAUUGUGAGAUAACAUACCGGCAUCUUUUAGUUGGCAAUACAUUUUGAUUUUCAUUCUAAUAUCAAUCACAUUCUGUUCAGUUUUGUCCUGCUUUGGAUUUUGUAUGUUACUUUUUCAGCUGGCUGUGUCAUUCUCUUCACAAUAGUUUCAUCACUGAUUCCUGCUUUAUUGUUUGAGAGCCUGACUGUGUUUGUCAGAGUUGAAAUUUCUUUCUGUCUAGUAUCACUUUCUGUGUCUGCAGAAGCUAUGGUAACCAUACACAGCUUUUUAGUUAGCGUUGUACUGCCUUCUUCAGUUCUGUAAGAAUGUGACACCAUCUGUAAAAUAAACAAGUUAUUACACGUAGAUCAAUAGGCCUAAACAUACAUCAUAUUGUUAGUGUUGAAAUGUCCAAAAUACCAUAAUUCACUUAGUGGGACAAAACUAUAAACAAACAAAUUACUUUUGACUAAAAAUGACAUGAGUGUCCCCUUUUGCUUUAAAAUCGAGCUUUCACCAUACAUCAAGCUGGGCUUUCACAUCUGCAUUCUUGGUUGAUGAUGUUUUUUUCAGGGUUCACCAUAUUGCCCUCACUUCCUUUUAGACGUUUGCUUUUGUUUGAUUGGGGAAGGUUUUUCCAUAUUCUUCUAUAAGACUUAGAAACAAUUUUUCCACCAUUGUACUGUAUUUGUAGCAUUAGUUAGAUUCGUCAUUGUCACUGAACAUGCUAAAUUCAGGCUACUACAGUAUAUAACAGUUUUUAAGCAAUGUCAUCAUCAUAACAUGAGAAAGCUCAACAACAUGCCUAUACAUUCAUGUGACAGAACCCCACAUGUACAUAGUAAAAAAAACAUCAAGUUGCAACAUUGUACUACUGUAAGCCUAUUAAUAUUCGUGAACGAUUGAUAUUUGAGAAGAUUUCAAAACCUUUAUGUAUACUGUUAUGUUUGUUUACAAUAAAACCCACACUAUUUAGUUUUCAUCAAGAAAAAGAAAAGUAGACCUGACAAUACAAUAUUAGUCUGUCUUUAGUGAAUGUGGAGUCUUAUCAUAUUAAAACUGCAAACCCAUGAAUUAUUUGAGGUUACCUACGUCAAGCAUGUCUGUUAUGGCGAUACACACCUCUUGGUGUUUGAAAAAGUUGUUUAACCAUAUUUUAAUUAUACCAAAAGUACCCAAUUUAAUUGAAUUUCAUAUUGUAACAAUCCUGAAUUUAAUUUUACUGGUCAUCUUUCAAAAAGUGAACAACAAAUAGUUUUAUAUGACAUUUAUUGACAAUAAAAAAUUGGAUACAGUGAAUCCAAACCAAUGAGUGUCACAGAAAAGAAAAAUAAAUUAUUUUUGACUUCAAUCUAGAAUGCCACAACAGCUUUUAAUCAAUUCAAAGUCAGAACCUUCCACACAGGUUCAAAAGUAUAUAUUGGACAGGCAGACUCCCAUGAAUGUAUGACUUAAUAAACAUUAUAGGCUGACUGAUGAUUAUUAUUGAUCGUGUUUGUGUAUACAGUACAGCUUAUAUCGGCACAUGUAUUAAAAUGAAUCACAAUUAUCACUGAUUACAGAUUGAUAAAAUUUUCUGUGCAUAUGCAAAAUACCAAAUGCAUUGCUGUCAACCCCCAAUCCCCUGUACACAUGUAUACUUUGAUAAUCCCCCCCAGAACUUAUACACAACAAUGGAUAUUUAGAAAUGUGGAGCAUUUCAUAGUAAAAAUUUAAAAUAACUUACAAUAAAAAGAUUUUAAAAUGUAGCUCAUGGAAUAAAUAUUCCAUUUACUGAAGUUUCCUGAUUUGUAGUUUUGGUUGUUUUAAAAUUGUUCAUAUACUACUAUUCUGGCAUAAUUUCAGAUUACUCUGGUUUGGAUGAAUGCUAUCAAUUCUUGAUGAACUACUUACAUACACAAACCUAGUUUGUUUGUUUUUAAUUAUUAUAGUUUCAAAAUUUUAUGUUAUUUAAGCAAGAAAUCUACUUCUCAUUGGGAAACUGAAAAUAGUAACUUAUGUAAUAACACAAUUUGUGUAUCUCCACUUAAUUAUAAAGCAAUGAAUUCUUUGUAUUCUACUUAGAAUCAUAAGAUAAUAGUUUUUGCCUUAUCCAACCAUAUAAUAUCUUUUCUUACCAAAACCACAGGUAAUGAAAGUCAAUUUGUGGUGAUAAUUCAUACUAUCUGAAUAUAUUAUUGUAUACUUUGUGCUUAUUUUUAACUACUUAAAAAUAGUUUUAUAUUGUGUACAUUUGUAUAUAUAUAUAACAAAAAAAUUACUGAAAUGGAAAGAAAAACAUUGUGUAUCAGUUAAAAUGGGAAGAGGUUUACUAACUUGUAGCUUAUUUGUGAAUUGUGUCUUCUGGAUGUUUAUUUGCUUUGAUUAAUAAACGUUGUUUCUUACCAUUCUGUUCUCCCUUCAAAAGUUAUGAUUUUCUUAGUUUUAUUUGAAAAUAUUCUGUUGUGUUGAUAUAUAACAAGAUAUGCAUUUCCUAUCUCAAUGUCACUACAAAAUUUGUCAACAUUACUACUAAUCAGAAGUUUUGAAAUAUAAACACCAUUUCCUAAUUUUAGUACAAUUAUAAUUAUGAGUAAUCAUCUUAAAACUUUUUCAGGAUGUUUUACUAAUCAUCUUUUCAUAUCAUAAAAAUGGUAGAAGUGACGUUUAGCAUCAAGAAUAACAAGACACAUUAGGAUGAACAUUAUUCUUAGCAAUUGGUCAUACAAGAAGUGAAAAACUUUAAUGUCUUUAAUUGCAACCUCAACAUUAGAAGCUUACAUGCAAGACACUAUACAGCAUAUAUUACUAAGUAUGAGGUAAUGAAUGAAAUAUUAAAAUAAUUGUGAAAAUUGGUAAUGAAAAGAUGCUUUGAUAGCAUUAUCUUCAUUUUGAUCUCAAAGAUGACAGAUCUAAGCAACCAAGAGAUUAAAACUUAAUAGCACAGCCACAUUGCUAUAAAAAUUGAACAUUCAAAUUAACUAUAAAACACUAUAGAAAUUGAAGAAAGUAAAACAACAUUAAAAAAAUGUUUUAUUGAAAUUAUAUGCAGUGCUAGAAGGCUUGUUACACCUCUUAACAUUGAUAACAUUUGAAACUACAAUAGCCUUCUAUCAGAAAUGAGAUUUUUACAUCGAUCCCACAAUACUAUAACUUUUCCUGCCUACGUGUGUUGAUUUUACACCUAUUGUGUGUUGUUUUGUUGCAUUUAAAAAAAAAACUCCUAGGUAAAAUUAUUUGAAACUUCAGUUGAAGUUUCUACAGUUUAUGUAGUUUCUGUAAAUAAUAAAUUUUGAAAACAUUUCUUUCCUGAAACAAAAAUUAUUGUUUUUGUUGUGGAUUUUAGUGUCUUCCUAUAUGCUUGUAAAACUUUCCUUUAAAACUAAAUUUUAUCUUUUGUUAUUUUU